GCUUGUAUAAAUAUUUCCUUUACGAACUUAAUUGCAUAUGUAUUCCGCUAUCAGACCGGCGAGAGGCUACAUGUGUUGUGACUUUUAACGUUAAAAGUGUUCACAUUAUAUAAUCAAUAUGGUCAAAGCACGAAAAUACAUCGUGGAAAAGUACUUCGAUGGAAUCCCUAAAAUUUCUGACUACAAGAUAGUGGAAUACGAACUGCCUUCGCUAAGGAAUGGUGAGAUUUUGCUCAAAACCGAAUGGAUCAGCAUCGACCCAUAUAUACGAGCAUACAAUCGGAUGAAUAAGGUACCUUACGAUCAAUUUAGUUUCCAAAUCGGCAUAGUUCAAGAAUCGUUGGACCCAAACUAUCCGAUAGGGACUAGAGUUGUCACGCAUAAAGGCUGGUGUGAUUAUACUAUUGUGAGUGAUAAGAAAGCGCCAGUAAAAGACAUACCCAAUGAUAUUCUUUAUAAAUUACAAGAUUUAAAAGGACUCUCUCCUUCAUUGGGUAUUGGUGCUCUUGGAAUGCCUGGAGCGACGGCAUCUUUGGCGUUCCUUGAAAUUUGCAAGCCUAAAAAAGGUGAAACCGUAGUAGUGACUGGUGCUGCAGGUGCUGUAGGCUCGAUAGUAGGACAGAUCGCUAAAAUCAAAGGCUGCAAAGUAAUAGGCUUUGCUGGCUCUGAUAAUAAAGUGAAUUGGUUGGAGAAGGAACUUGGAUUCGAUAAAGCUUUAAAUUAUAAAACUGUCGAUGUACAAACUGCACUUAAAUCAGCUGCUCCUAACGGUAUAGACUGUUAUUUCGAUAACGUAGGUGGUGAAAUAAGCAGCAUAAUUAUGGCUCAAAUGAAUAAAAAGGGAAGAGUUGCCGUUUGUGGCAGCAUCAGCGCAUAUAACGCAGAUCCGUCACAAAUGCCUAAAGCAACGAUUAUACAACUACCUGUAAUUUUAAAUGAGCUUAAAAUUGAAGGAUUUAUUAUUUGGGAAUGGUUUGAUCGUUGGUUUGAAGCAUUUGACCAAUUAACUGCAUGGAUAAGAAACGGACAGUUGAAAACUCCAGAACAUGUAACAGAUGGUUUCGAUAAUCUGUUCGAAGCAUUUACAGGAAUGAUGUCUGGAGAUAACUUUGGUAAAGCCGUGGUGAAGGUUUAAAUAUAGAAUAAACAAAAUAUUU
Vanessa tameamea is the source of this 1157-nucleotide messenger RNA. RefSeq names its product prostaglandin reductase 1-like. Gene Ontology annotation, molecular function: 2-alkenal reductase [NAD(P)H] activity; 15-oxoprostaglandin 13-reductase [NAD(P)+] activity. The coding region runs from base 119 to 1135 and encodes 338 amino acids. The record is from RefSeq and is a predicted model, not a curated record. The transcript has 2 exons. Gene Ontology annotation, cellular component: cytoplasm. Gene Ontology annotation, biological process: prostaglandin metabolic process. Lineage: Eukaryota; Metazoa; Arthropoda; Insecta; Lepidoptera; Nymphalidae.